This is a messenger RNA of Conger conger (European conger), 7588 nucleotides long. RefSeq names its product coenzyme Q10A (gene coq10a). The transcript is spliced from 5 exons. The record is from RefSeq and is a predicted model, not a curated record. Lineage: Eukaryota; Metazoa; Chordata; Actinopteri; Anguilliformes; Congridae. Gene Ontology annotation, biological process: ubiquinone biosynthetic process; cellular respiration. Gene Ontology annotation, cellular component: mitochondrion. Bases 494 to 1240 code for a protein of 248 amino acids. Gene Ontology annotation, molecular function: ubiquinone binding.
AAGAACCUCUGCGCGUUACAGAACCGGUAUUUGACGGAACGUAAGGUCGGGGUUUCACUAAGGAUUGGGGCGGACAAUAAAUUGGAGGGUGAUAUUCAGACAGAAAUGCUCGGAAGACAUCAGAAAAUGAUUCCCAAACGCUAAGAGGGUGAUCACGACGGUUUGAAACAAGUUGCGGCUUCAGCUCAUGUUAUUUGGAUCGGAUAGAAAUGCGGCCUUUUAUGGUCUGUUUUAAAUGUUGUUCUCGUUAAUUGGUUUGCCGUGUCAUUGAAGGUCCACGUCUUCUUUUACUGGAAACUGCACUCGACAUUGCCUCGUAAAUGUGUACACAGUCACUGCGAAGGAGCAGACGAUUGUGCUGUUUUAGCGCUGGGUUUCGGGUCAUUCUUUAACUGCCACUUGUGCUGCUGUCACGGUUUGUUACGCACUUCUGUGGUUGCUGUAACCUUUGGGCGGCACAAAGCCCCCAUUAACAUUAACAAUAUACUGAGCGAUGGCCGUUUCAGCGAGCCACCGGCGACUGCCCAUGGGCGUGCGGACAUUUAGUGAACUCUUCGAGAUUGCGACCACGGGUUCAAGCAGGUCCUGCCGCAAUGUAGGGUCCAGAGCCAGACUGAAACAACCAAUCAGAUACCUGUCAUCUUGUGGCAUCCUGAUGACAAAGACUCCUAGAAUACUUUGCUUCCAUGACUGGGAGACGCCAUCCGCUUCCCCACACAGAACCUUCAUUAGCUUCACCAACAAGAGGAAGGAGUACUCGGAGCGUAGAAUAAUGGGAUACUCGAUGCUGGAGAUGUACACCGUGGUUUCCAACGUGGACGACUAUAAGCUUUUUGUUCCAUGGUGCAAGAAGUCCCAGACGAUAAUGAAGAGAAGCGGGCACGCCAAAGCGCAGCUGGAAGUGGGGUUCCCCCCCAUUGUGGAGCGAUACACGUCCAUGAUAACCAACGUGCGCCCCCACCUCGUCAAGGCUGUGUGUACGGACGGGAAGCUCUUCAACCACCUGGAGACGAUAUGGCGCUUCAGUCCUGGUCUCCCGGGGUAUCCCCGCACCUGCACUGUCGACUUCUCUAUCUCCUUUGAGUUCCGCUCCUUGCUGCACUCACAGCUGGCCACAGUGUUCUUCGACGAGGUGGUGAAGCAGAUGGUGGCGGCGUUUGAGCGUCGCGCCGGAAUACUGUACGGCCCCGAAACCCGCAUCCCUCGCGAACUCAUGUUCCACGAGGUGCACCAGACGUGAACGUGCGUGUGCCUGCGUGUGUGUGUGUACCCUCUCAUUGUACUGUCAGUUAAUCUGUUACCCACCCCCCAUGGGACACUCAAACCAAAGAGUCCCUCCUCACACUUUCAUUUGGCCACACAGCUCCAGCUACUGCAGGUCAUGUUCCAAACUGAUGGACCAAUCAGCUCUCCACCCCCCGUGUCGUUACACUGUAUCCGUUUUCAGCACAGAGUACAACAACUGCCACCACCUACCUCAAUCUGGGUCCCCAACCCCACACGUUGCUAUUCUUACACCCUUAAUGAAAUUAAAUGAAUUGUAUUACCGCUCGCAAAUUAGAGAGAGAUUAGCAGACAGUUUGAAAAGUUGUAUGAGGAAGUGUAGACACCAGUUCUCUUGAGUGUUAAGAAGGACUUUUUGCGUUUGAACUAACACCGGUGAGCGGUUGAGCCUGAUGCUACAGCACUGAGAUUUCUUCCGGAAUUUGUGACAUCAUACUCCCAUACUCCCUCCUCGGAGCCCAGUGACAGGCGAGGGUCUGUAGGCAGCGGGGCCUCAUCAGCCCUCGUGGAUAGUGUCAGCAGCAGAGGGUUGCUUGGUCAGUUUUUGUAUUCCCCACCUCUGUUUCCCGAUUGGCACAGCGACUACAGAGAUACUCUUAUUUCUUAUUUUUUAAACUCCACACCGUUGCUCUUAGUUCUUCAAUAUCUAUAAAAUGAAUAGGGACUCAAUAAAUGUAUAAAACAAAAACAACUGUUAUUGCUAUUUUCAUAUUCAUAAUGCAUUUUGGUUCCGUUUAAUUAAACGGUGAAUCAAAAACAGUAAGGCUUUUGUUUGAAGAUUUUGUAAAUGCACGCACAGCCAGAAUUAAUGCAGGCAAAUGAAUCCUGCACUUUGUCGUUCACACAAUUGGAAAAAUCCAAGGUCUGGCAAAUGAACGUAUAGUCUUAGAGGAGGCUGAUUUGCGUAUUUACAAAUGAUAUAUUCAGUGUUCAACACGCAUCGCAUUCAGAAUAGAUUUUACUUGCUUCUUUUAGAUUAUUUUAAAUACAGUUGGCCCGUUUUGUUCUGCGGUUGUACAGAGAGCUUGAAGGUGCUUGAGUUUCCUGUCGGUUUGUGCAUUUCAUGCUGGUGUUCUUUUUACGUAACCGUGCAUACGCUCAACAAAAAUAGAACUGGCGCCAGGGUUAUAUUGUGUUUUUCUCAGUUUUCUCAAUUUUUUCCAAAUGUUGUGUCCCAUUCUUACCAUUUCAUUUACAAAUAAAAUCCUUGCAAAUUUUUCCAUGAAAAUUGCUAUUGAGAAAACACUGUGGGUACCUUGUAGCCUAAGGUCCAGCUCCAGUGAAUGCAUGCAUUUAUGCAGAUUCUUAGCAGAUACCUUUGGUCUGUGGGUGAUUGAGCUUGUGUGACGCAGGUGUUUUCCCUGACUGUGGUUGAAGCCAAGUGGGAGUCUUAACAGCUGCGGUUAGCCUAGAUAUUCCAAAACAUUCCAAGGUAGUUUGAAAUAGAUCUGGUCUGUGUUGUACUUUCUUUUUUCUAAUUGGGAUGGCUGUCUAGUUUUGUGUGAUUUCACUUCAGUCAGCCUGAGCUCCUGAGCAGUCACUCUGCCAACCUGCUGCCAGAGCCACUCUCGCUACCUUUUUAUUGGUAUCAAACCUGUGGCAUGACUGUAGGGUGGUGUUUGUAAGAAAGGGAAAUGGAAACGUUAUAUUUAAUUAUUUGGUGAACGGCCAAAUAAUUUGGCACUGAAUUCACAAGGCUCAUGAUGCUUUCACUCUUUGGCUGGUGGCUUUUGCUAAAGCUGGUGUGUUUUGGUGUCUUCCUGUUUUCAGGCAGGUCAGUAGGGAGUAUGCACACACACACACACACACACACACACACACACACACCUACACACACCUUGCACACGUGUUAAUGCACCGCAGAGCAACUUGGUGCUUGUUUCAGGUGGAUAUUUAAACGUCGCACACUGGGUGAUUUUCAGGGCCCAAUGUGAGAUUUAUCGUCCCAUGCCAGAAAAAGGCGAAGUGAGGCAGACAUGAGGGGGGCUUGAUUUGUCACGCAGGAAUAAAAUGGAGAUCCAUCAGAUAGGAUUGUUUGAACAAAUCAAUCCGACCACAUUGCAGAAGGCUUUCUGAUCAUUCUCACUCUCUCUUGAGGUCCAAACGGCAGGUAUUUGUCUGAAUGUGCUGACCAUGAUCUCUCAACUGCCUAAUUUAGUCUCAUUCGUGGUGGGGCAUGAGGAUGUCAGAACCUAGGGAAAUGCAGGCCUUUGGGAAAACCUUCUAAAUCAGAGCCUCUGGCAGCAUUACGGUGCCUUUUCAGCCUGGCCUGACAUCUCGUUGAUCAGCCUGAGGGCCGUGUAACUGCUGGAUCCCAAGACAUAGACUUGUGGCUUGCAGUGACAGACUGAAGUAUCAUCCAUGUUAUUGAUCCUCUAUUAAGCAUUCUUCAAGGAACACUCAGGCCAAAAGAAAACUAUGUAAAACUGUCAAUGAAGGUCCUCCUUAAGACCUGCUGUGCUGUGUCAGAAUCCAUGUCAUGAAUUGCAUUCCUUUAUAACAUGGCUGGUGAUGCAGGAGACAUUAUGAUAAAGACAUGUUUAUGACCACUGCUGUAGUGCUCAUGGUGGCUUAAUGCGGGGCUAAUGAAAGCCAUACGCAGUUCUUCUGUACAACACUUAGUAGGAAAAAUGGGCAAAGAACUGGAAAUGUUUGCAGUACUGGUACUGUUUGCGGAAACUAUAUUUUAGAAUUGAGUUUGAGUGUAUAUAAGGAGGAUAAUUAGGUCUUUUAUAUUGUAUCGCAUGGCAAAAUGGGGUUAAAAAGGGUGUGCCUACAGGCAUAGGCUGUCUAGCUAGUGAUUUAUUUUUAGAAAAAUACAAGAGAUAACUUUAAUACAUACAGCAUGACUUAAGAAAGAGAGAAAGGGAUAUUUAAUGCAAGGGGGUGAAAUGUGAUCAGUGUUGUGUUGCUGUCUGUGACUGCAUAGCUGUCCAGCAGUAGUAUUUGUUCUGAAGGGGCUGUGGCUGCAGUAGUUUUCAGUGGUUAACAGCAUUGUCUCUGAACCCGUGGCUUGGUUUGAGUUCAGUGGUUAACAGCAUUGUCUCAACCCGUGGCUUGGUUUGAGUUCAGUGGUUAAGAGCAUUGUCUCUCAAUCCGUGGCUUGGUUUGAGUUCAGUGGUUAAGAGCAUUGUCUCUCAACCAGUGGCUUGGUUUGAGUGCAGUGGUUAAGAGCAUUGUCUCUCAACCCGUGGCUUGGUUUGAGUGCAGUGGUUAAGAGCAUUGUCUCUCAACCCGUGGCUUGGUUUGAGUGCAGUGGUUAAGAGCAUUGUCUCUCAACCCGUGGCUUGGUUUGCAUUCGUACACAGCCAGAUUCACAGACUUGUUUUAUCUUCUUUCACCUGACAAUUAAAAACAAGGCCUAGGUGGCAUCUGAUGCCGACACCGGAUUCAUUUUUUAUUUAUUAAUUUUCAUCAUUUUUACUCCCGGUGCUAUGAAUUGAGAAGCACAACGCUAGACGUCUUAUUGGUUAGAUUUGUUCGGGGGACUGCAUAACGAACGUGUUUGCACUUCUUUGAUGAUGCUGUUGGGAGAUAAAGGGGGAAAGCGUAAGGUAAAAGAGACACUAUACAGCUUCACCUGUUUUGUGCUUCAUGAAGCCUCACUCGCCCACCAUUAGAGUAUUUCAUUGUUUAGGAAAAGGCCCAUUUUCUGUGGGAUCAGGGCACUCCAUAAACGGCCUUGCCGGCAUUCACCAUGCAUCAUUUUCACAUUCACCACUCCUCCGAUUGACCUGCUUAAAAAAAACACUUGCUUUCAAAUCACAGCUUUGAAAGUACCAAAGUGAAAGUUUUAAAAUGAACUCGACAGACUGAUCUUUCCCUCGCCUGUCCAAAGUUAGCAAUGUCCCGUGUGGUGGUGCACUUCAUACACUGACCGAUGCUCCUGAGAACACUCUUAUCCCGACGUCAUCAGGGAGCAGCACAUGACAGCCCGUCUUCGGGGGGUGUCAUGAGCGCUGCAUUGGCAGCAGUGGCGUUCCUGUCAGAAUCCCUUUGGCCUGCAGGGAUCUCACCCACCUUGCACAAGACCUGCAGUGGUCAAGAGAAAUACACAAUGUCACUUUGCUUCCCUUUAAUCGGUCAUUAUUGUAUUUGUUGAUGAAAUUUAGGAUGUAGGCUGAUCGCAAAGUGUCCUUUUACAUGUAUACUGUAUAUAUGCUGCUCUUAUUUAUUUUCCAGUGCUGGUAAGGACCCUUCAGAAGAAUGUAUGUUGUUCAAAAACACUUUUUUUGACAAGGAUCCCCACAUUAUAUAUGAGGACUUUUGUUUGAACAAUUUUGGUAAAAAUGAUAUUUUAGUGCAGCGCAGAUUAUUGUUGAUAUUGGAGUGGGGGAGGGGCGGGGUCCUUGUUUUCUGGUUGAACGUCCAUCUGUCUGGAAGUUUAACGGAGCUGGAUACGAGUGGAUGUAACGACACUUGAAACUCUAUGGUGCUUUAUAUUAUAUUAAUAUUGUCAAUAAUUAUUUCUUUAGCUUGGUUUAAUUUCAAUGACUUCAAUAAAUUUUCAUUUCUGACAGCAAUAUUGGCAACUAGAACUUUUUGAGUUUUAUGAUAAUCUAGUAUGAUUUAUUGUUAUUAACUGUAAUUCUGUAAGAUUUGAGAGGGGGCUCCCCAUGGCAAAACAGCCACCAAUCAUUUCACAAUAUUUACUGGAAUACGGUAUACGGUUGAGUGUUUUUUCUGUAUUUUAUGUCAGGCAGAAUCGGGUAUCAUGGUCUUCAUUCUGUGGCUCCUUGGGGUGAGAGAUAAUUUGUCAGGGUGUGCCUGGUUCUGGGUGUCCUGGUACUUUGAAGGUGCAUUUCAGUGUCCCAUUUGGCUUUUGACCGUUUAUCUUGCAUGAGAAUGUUUAGAUACAAAUAUUUGACUGGAUUUAGACCUUGUUCCGUUUUGUUUUUUCUUUUAUUUUUUUUACAUAUUCAUUGCAAUAUUUUUGCCAAGGCUAAAAUGGGGAAACGGUUUUUACAUUUUAAUUUCAUGUAAUAUAACUUGACAAAAAAAGCAGUUAUAGAACAAUGCAUAAACAAUGCACGUCCUUUUGUUUUAAACUGUAAAUAUUUUUUUAAUUACUGUCUACAGUCGGGAGCAGGUGUGUAUGUGGUUGUGUGCUAGUCUUGACCACUGUUCAUGUACAGUAAUAAACUGACGUCAACUCUGAAAUUAGCUGGCCUUAGGACUGUAUUUUGUGUAACCCGAAUUCCCACUGCUCUCAUCUCAUAGCAGAAUACACUCAGUGAGCACUUUAUUAGGUAUUUUACUUUUUUUUCCUUUUCUUUUUUUCUUAUUGGUCUUCUGCUGCUGUCACCUAUUCACUAAAGAUGUUUGACACGCUGUGUGUUCAGAGAUGCUGUUCUGCAUACAAAUGUUGUAAUGUGAAGUGAUUUGCGUUCCUGUCACUUUCCUGUCAGCUUUGACCAGUCUGGCCCUUCUCCACUGACCUCUCUCAUUAACAAGGCAUUUUUGCAAGCAGACCUGCUGCUCACUGGAUGUUUUUCGCACCAUUCCCUACUCUAGAGACUGUUGUGUCUGAAAAUCCCAGUAGAUCAGCAGCUUCUGAGAUAUUCAAACAACCCUGUGUGGCACCAACGAUCAUUCCACAGUCAAAGGUACUUUUCACACCCGAUCGCAUUUCUUCUCCAUUCUGAUAUUUGGUCUGAAAAACAACUGAACCUCUUGACCAUGUCUACGUGCUUUUAUGCAUUCAGGUGGCUGAUUAAAUAUUUGCAUUAACAAGCUGGUGUACAGGUCUACCUAAUAAAGUGCUCAGUGAGUGUAUAUCCCGUGUUAUAUUUUUGCUGCUUUAUGCUAACAAAGCAGAUUACUGGUUGCCAAGGUGAAUGUAGGAGGAGCAGUAAAGUAAUGCUAAUGGCUAAUGCCAUUUCCUCAUGCUGUGAAGGGCAAGGCAGACUGGACAGAGCCCUGAGAGAACAUAGAGCACGGUGGUCUGGCCUUCGGUUGGCCUGGGUAUUCUGAUGCGCCCCCAGCCAGACUUGAUUGGCUUUGGGUGUGAGCAGUCCAAAUCUGGUUAUUUUACAGUGGAACUCUGCUUCUGGAAAGGCGCCACAUGGCCCUGUGGUCAUUUCCUCCUUUGCCCUGCUUAAAGUUUCAGUGCUGACCAAUUGUUGGCCAUGCUUUUGACCCUCAUGUCAUGUCAUCAAGUGACACUGGAAGCUGAAAGAAAAGCUUUUCACAUACCAAUUCCACACGUUCAAUGCCACCUUCGCUCACCUGGACUGUGUAUUUAAUUUGUUUGAAGAGGUUGUAAACUACUAUAUGGAAUAUUUAAAUUAAAAAAAUGAACAUG